Messenger RNA from Columba livia (rock pigeon), 4726 nucleotides. It is a transcript of the gene EDA, whose product is annotated as ectodysplasin A. Gene Ontology annotation, cellular component: membrane. Gene Ontology annotation, biological process: animal organ development; immune response. The record is from RefSeq and is a predicted model, not a curated record. Lineage: Eukaryota; Metazoa; Chordata; Aves; Columbiformes; Columbidae. The coding region runs from base 112 to 1176 and encodes 354 amino acids. Gene Ontology annotation, molecular function: tumor necrosis factor receptor binding; death receptor binding; death receptor agonist activity. The transcript has 8 exons.
CUGGCGGGGCGCUGGGGCGGCCCCGGCCGCGCAGCCCCGCGGCGGCCCGGCGCUCCCGGCCGAGCAUGGAGCAGUAGCGGCUCCGGCGCUCGCCGCUCCGUCCCGCCGGCCAUGGGUGCGGAGCGCAGGGGGGAGGCGGCGGCGCCCCGCGGUGCGUGCGCCUGCGGCGGCGGCGGCAGCUGGCGGCUGUUCCUCGGCUUCUUCGCGCUGUCGCUGGCGCUGCACGUCCUGACGCUGGGCUGUUACCUGGAGCUGCGCUCCGAGCUCCGCCGCGACCGCGGCCCGCAGCCCGCUGCCCCGCCGCGCCGGGACGGGACGGCGGCAGCGCCGGGCUCCCCGGGCGCCGGGCGGCCGCAGCGACCCGCCGAGGGAGCGGAGCGGCGCCAGCAGCUGGCCUUGCUGAACUUCUUUCACCCCGAAGAAAAGCUGCACGUCGGAGAAGAAGGCAGACGUGUCCGUCGAAAUAAAAGGAGUAAAGGCAGCGAAGGGCCAGACGGUCCAAGUUCAGUUAAAAACAAGAAAAAGGGUAAGAAGGCUGGUCCUCCAGGGCCCAAUGGUCCCCAAGGGCCACCAGGUCCUCCUGGGCCCCAGGGCCCCCCUGGCAUUCCCGGCAUCCCCGGGAUUCCCGGCACAACCGUGAUGGGACCACCCGGCCCCCCUGGCCCUCCAGGCCCUCAGGGACCUCCUGGACUGCAGGGUCCCUCAGGUGCCACGGACAAGGCCGGCUCCAGAGACGUGCAGCCAGCUGUGGUCCACCUCCAAGGCCAAGGCUCAGCCAUCCAAGUGAAAAAUGAUCUUUCAGGUGGAGUCCUCAAUGACUGGUCUCGCAUCACUAUGAACCCCAAGGUGUUUAAGCUGCAUGCCCGCAGUGGGGAGCUGGAGGUACUGGUGGACGGCACAUACUUCAUCUAUAGUCAGGUAGAAGUAUACUACAUAAACUUCACAGAUUUUGCCAGCUACGAGGUGGUGGUGGAUGAAAAGCCCUUUCUGCAAUGCACUCGGAGUAUCGAGACCGGCAAGACCAACUUCAACACCUGCUACACGGCCGGGGUCUGCCUCCUCAAAGCCAGGCAGAAGAUCGCCGUGAAGAUGGUCCAUGCUGACAUCUCCAUCAACAUGAGCAAGCACACAACCUUCUUUGGGGCCAUACGCCUAGGAGAUGCGCCAGCAUCCUAAGAUGAACUCGGGCACAUCCAAGGAGACUCGCAGAACUGCACCGUGCUGCUGUUCAUAAGCGUUAUCAGUAUUUCAGGGGGUUCUGUAAUCCGGCCAAAAAGAAAACUGAUCCAGAGCUAUUUAUUCCUAUAUGUGAAUGCAGGAAGCACAAUUGUCUUCUGUGACUUGCAUGGAGACUUGGAUCAAAAACCAAAAAAUAAGCGUUGUGAGGAAGAAAGGCUGUUGUGUCUGCCUUGUCUCAGUAUUUCAAGUAUUACUGCACUGAUGUUUGCUCUGUGAUCUUCACCGAGGCUUGUUGGGAGCGGUGUGGGUCUCUGCUUUCAUGUUGCACUAGCCAGAGCAUCCCAGGCGGUCGCGGGAGAAGCCAGACUCGUGUCCACCGUGUCCUACCCAGGCGCUCCUGCUUCUGCACGCUAACGAAAGGCAAGGAAAAGGGAAAAAGGGGGGGUCUGCUUUUCUGCCUUCCCAGUCCGAACUGGGGUGCGGAGGGAGGGGAAUAGGACGGGGCCGGGGGUGUUUACGUCCACCCUUGGGGCGCGGGUGGCGAAGCGCCCGGCCCGAGGGCGCGGGAUGGGGCUGCGAAGCCUCCGGCGCGAGGGGAAGGGGAAAUUUUCAGGCUUAGCAUGUGGGAAACUGCCCCCACGCCCCAGAAAUCGCAGCGUCCCAAAGCAAAUGCCGAUGACCGGUUGCAGAGCCGCCGCUGUUGUCAGCCCCCGCCGCUGCCCCGGGUGUGCCCUCCCCAGCGGGGCUGCCCUGGAGCACUGCUGCUGUUACCGCCGGGUUCGGGUUUGUUGUUUCGGUUCUUUUUUAUUUGUUGUCUUUUUAAUUAAUGUUUUGCAAACCAGAACACAUUUCUACAGGCUUUAGAGCAGACACGAGUACUUGUGGAAACACUCUGAAGAAGUUUGUCAUGUUUAAGAAUAAAAUUAUUCAAACAGGAUUUUUUUUUUUCUGUUUUAAUAGUAACUGUCCUGCUUUUAGAUGUGGUUUCUGUCCUUCCUCUCCCACCCCUUUCCUUUUGGCACCCUUCUACCUAAAACGCUCUAAUAAGUGGUGAUGGAGUCUUUAGCAGAAAAAACCCAAGUAUUUUAAAAGCCUGGUCCAGCAUGAAGUCACCACUUUUCUUUUCUCCGAGCCCUGCUGAGUCUGGUCAUAACCCGAUUGCUGGUGACUAAUGGAAGAGCUGGGACACUAUUGUUUCUUUUGGCUUCUUGAGCAACUCUCUCCCGUUACCUCCCUCCAGCUGGGGAGACCUAAAGCUAUAAGAUGUGCUGGAGCUGAGGAAGAGGCUGAAGCGAUAAUUGCUCUUUUGUGUCGUGCCCUGGGUUGCGCUUGGUCGCAUUGUCAUUUGUGUUCUUGUUUAAUCAGAUUUCUUUUCCGAGCGUUUUUUUUUCCCUUAAAAAGUAAAGAGGGUAGUGAAGUUCCAGCCCAUGUAGCAAACGGGACGAGUCUCAAACCGAUGUCUUGGUGACGAUGAGCUCCAUCUCCAAGCAGAGGUGGCGCAGGAUUGUCACCUGCGGGGAUGAGGGACAUGUCCCGGCCCCGUGCUGGAGCGACACAAGGGUCCGGCCUGGCUGCAGCGUUCUUGGCUCCAUCGCUUUUCCCCGGCCGUAGCGAGUGAUCUCGCUUGCCAAGUAUUGCUGUUAUUGAGAGAUAAGUAUUUCUUGGGGGCACCCAGCUUUGGCCACGGCCUCGCUAUUCACAGGAGGCGUGCAGUUUGUAAAAUAACUGCAUGAAAAAUUGCCUGCUAUUCCUCUUUUCAAUAUGUUCUCCUCCUUUCUAGCCUUAACAUGUUGGACUAGCAAGAGCCUUAGGGGCACUUACCCAGUCUUUGUGGUUUGUUUCCUUUAAAGUGGAUUAAGAAGGACAUGUUCCUCUGACAAGAAUGAGUUGGGACAACUGUGUAUAGUUGAGAACAUGAAACAAAUCAUUAACAGGAUUGCUUUAGAAUACAGCCUGAGCAGCAAGGCUUAGGGGCCGGCAUGAAUAAGGCGGUGAGUCGGGAGAGUGCGGUGGAUGGAGUUUGUGUCCUUGUCCCCCGCUGCCGGGACGUGGGACGUGGGACGUGCUCCCGGCUGCGGGCACGGGGAGGCAGGACCUCGUUUCUGUAGAAGCCCCACACGUCGCUGUCGAGUUCCCUCGCUGGACCUGCCCGGGACGCGGAGGAGAGCAGGAGGGGUCGGGUCCUGCCUGCCCCGUCACCGCGGUGCCGACGGGCUUGUUCCAGUGUUUGCGUUACACCAAAGCUGGGUGGAGCUGAGCUGGAGACGCGGAGUUGGAGAGCAGAGAAUACCUGAUGACAGCUAGUGGCCUUCAUACGAGAGCGUGUUUGUCCCUGGGGUGAGCAGAUCACUGGUCCUUUGGCAGCCAUGGAGUCUUUACACUUGAAACCCUUUGGCCUCUCUAGCGACAAAUUCUCCUUAGUGAAGUAUUCCAGCGCAGGUUACCAGGCUGUAGCGUAGCUGCUUCUAGAUGGUGCUUCUGCGGAGGGUGUCCCACCAUCCUUGGUGCCUCUUGCCCUUAACAGGAGCCGAAAAGGCCUGGAUGCGGCUCCGAGGGGGGGAGGGGGAUGCGUAUGGGAGGUUUUAACACAGCCCAGCAGGAACAGGGCCUUGCUCUGGUCUUCCCCUCCGAUGGCUUUGAAUGCUGAUGUAUCUCGGUUCCUGCUCUGGUUGGGAAGGUGCUUCAUUUCAGACAAAGGUCUGCGUAUCCGACACGGUGGACACAAAGCCGACUUUCCCGUGUGCCAGCCAUCCCCUCCGGCGGUGCUUUUGCCUCUGCUCCUACCUACGUGCCUUGGCUCUGCUGCCCAACUUCGGGCUGGGCUCCAGCUGCGCAAGUGUGGCGAGCAGCAACGCAUUGUCAAACCCUUCUCCCUCCUCAGCUCCUCUGUACAGAGACGGUUUCUAGGGAAGCCAGCUCAGCUGUGGUGUUCUGGGCCCUUGUUGAGGGAACAAUUCCCUUCAGUAAAGGCUUUAAGUCACGGCUUCCUACCCAAAACUACCUGGCUCACUCUUCCCUCCAGCGCCUUUGCCACCCAGGUCAGUAGUUGUGGUCUCCCUGCCACCCCCUGUCCCCAUCUGGGGACUUGGCAUCAUCCUUCCACUGACUUAGGCAAGGGCACCUGAGGAUGGAGAUGACCAAAGUGCAUUGGCUUGUUCGUGGUCCUUCCCCUCUUCCCGGUAAGAAGCAGAGCACAGGGUGUCCUUUCCCGUCCCUGCGGGCCGGUGGCACCUGCCCCGGCUCCUGUCCUCGCACAGGCUUUGGGGGACAGGGAAGGGACGACCACCCCCGGCCAUCCCUCCCAGGCUGGGGUGAAGCCUCUGGGUCCCCAACACAAGCAGAACGGGAGAGGAGCCGUGGGAAGAGACACGACUCCUCCUUUCCCUGUCAAAGCUGCACGGUGAUAAACUCAUGAUGCUGUUUUGUGCUUCGACAUCUUUAUUCCAGACACUAUCUGUAUAUAAAAUAUACAUAAUGUAUAUAAAUUAGGAUGUAAGUUUAUGUAAAUUGUCAAUAUUUUCUUUGCAAAUAAAGCUUUUUUUCCUGA